AUGGCGAUUUACCUCGUAGAUGAUGGCCUUCAGGAAGUUUUCGAUGAACAUAAAAUCUGUUUGAAGAUGCGAUGUCAAUCUGUGACUGAGGGAACUGAUAAAACAGGAGGUGAAACUCUCCUCAACGCAAUCUACACUGAGCUCUACAUCACAGAGGGACAGAGUGAGGAGGUUAAUACCCAACAUGAAGUGAGUCAACUUGAGACAGCUUCAAACAAGAAGACCCUCCAUGAUGCUCCAAUCAAGUGUUGUGACAUCUUUAAAGCCUUACCUGACCAAAAGAGACCCAUCAGAGUGGUUCUGACCUACGGUGUUGCUGGCGUUGGAAAAACCUUCUCAGUGCAGAAGUUCACUCUGGACUGGGCAGAAGGUUUGGAAAACCAAGACAUCAGUGUGGUGAUUCUGCUUUCAUUCAGGGAGCUGAACCUGAUCAGAGAUGGGCAUGAUAAAAUAUCUCCCGACAGAAGCAUUAACAUUUUCCACUGUCUGAUGGAGAUGAAUGACCUCUCAGUACAUCAGGAGAUCCAAGAGUUCCUUAACUCAGAGAACAGAUCAGAGAAGAGACUCUAUGAAAUCCACUGCUCAGCUCUGGCCUACAUGCUGCAAAUGUCAGAAGUUCUGGAUGAAUUGGACCUGAACAAGUACAACACAUCAGAGGCAGGGCGACAGAGACUGAUCCCAGCCGUGAGGAACUGCAGAAAGGCUCUACUUUCUGACUGUGGAAUUUCAAAGACUCACUGUGAAGUCUUGGCCUCAGCCCUGAAGUCCAAUUCCUCCCAUCUGAUAGAGUUAGAUCUGACCUUCAAUGAGCUGGAGGACUCGGGACUGAAACUGCUCUCUGUAGGACUGGAGAGUCCACACUGCAAACUGGAGAUCCUGAAACUGUGGCACUGUGGAUUGUCAGAGAUUAGCUGUGCUACUCUGAGCUCAGCUCUGAAGCUCUCCAACCCCUCCCGUUUGAGACAUCUGGAUCUGAGUUACAACAAGCUGCAGGAUUCUGGAGUAAAGCAGUUGUGUGGUUUUCUGGAGUGGCAACACAGUCAGUUGGAAACUCUGAGACUAAGGGAGUGCUCUUUGUCAAAGGCCAGUUGUACUUUUCUGUGCUCAGCGCUGGAGUUAAACCCCUACCACCUGAGAGAGCUGGUCCUGAGUAGAAACGGCCUGCAGGAUUCAGAUAUGAUUCAGCUGGUGAAUCUUGUGAAUAAUUCAAAAUACAGACUGGAGAAUCUGUGCUGGCACGAAUUGUCGGUAACAGUUGUCUGCUGAGCUAUGACGAGCUCUGCCCUGAUGAUCUGGAGAGUUUUAAACAGCAGCAGGAAUUUGUGCAUUAGCAUACCCUGACUCGGCCAUGGAGUCAGAAGAAAAACUUCAACCAGCAGUGACUUCUAGAGGAAUCAAAAGAAGUAUAAAUGACUGUGUUUCAGUGUGAACUGCCCUAAGAAGUGCAGACUCAAUAAGAAUUAUUCACAGACAUUAUGCAAACACAUAUAUGUGCUUAAACUGUGCAUAUGAGUGUUUCUCCUGCUAAUCUGGGAUUCUGUUCUCUUUUCCUGAGCUUGCUUGUAAUGAGCAGGCAUAUUUAGAACUACGACAGACUAUGUGUCUAUACAAAAGAUGAACUGUCUUAGAAAGUAUAUUUAAUAUUUAUCUGUUCAAAAUGUAUUUAAAUUAGAGUCCACCCUUACUGGUAGUUAGUUACACUCAUUUCUCGAUGAUGUCCUGGUUAUAGAUGAUGGACUGGUUGGUCCUUGUUUGGACCUGCUUACUUCUUUUCUUCUGGUUUGCUAUGAUUUAACACUUUUAAAUGUCAAACUUUUCUUUUAAACUUGAGCCACAGCCUUUGUCUUAGAUAAUAAAACAUUCAUCUGUGUAAACAAUAUAUUAUAUAUACUGUAAGUCAGUGAAUCCUGAUGAAUAUACCAUCAUCCCUGUGUUUUAUAAACCUGAUAGAGUAUAAA
Molecule: messenger RNA, 1958 nt
Organism: Neolamprologus brichardi
Lineage: Eukaryota; Metazoa; Chordata; Actinopteri; Cichliformes; Cichlidae
Source: RefSeq, a predicted model, not a curated record